AUGCCGCGGAAGCGGGCUAUAGGAGUCCUGGUCCCACUGAGUUAUGGAUUGUUUGGCGAUACAAAGUCAAAAACGGCUGUUAUCGACCUGAAAGGGCUUCCAGAAACAGCCCAGAUAAUUGACCAGAGAAGCUUCAAUGUCCUGGAACGUGUUCCACCGCCCACUGAGGCCAAUGCUACAACGAGGUUCCUAUGGCCAGGAGUCACUCACGAAUCCCUCUUAGAACGACCAUUCCACGUCUACGAUGCCGAGUUUUUAGAUAUUAUUGGAAGCAAUCCCACGUUGACGCUGCUCGCCACCUCUGACAGAGACCCUAUCUUCCACGAGGCUGUAGUAUGGCAUCCACCCACCGAAGAAGUAUUCUUUGUGCAAUCAGCAGGGUCUCCAGACGCAGGAACCGGCCUAGAGAAGUCUUCCAUUAUCCAGAAGAUUUCCCUAGCAGAAGCUGAAGCUUUGCGAAAUGGCUCGCAUACACAAAGUCAGGUUGAGAUAGCCGUGGUUGACUCUGAACCACAAGUCAUAAAUCCUAAUGGUGGAACAAACUACAAAGGCCAAAUUAUAUUUGCAGGUGAAGGACAAGGAGAAGACGUCCCUUCAGCUCUAUACCUGAUGAAUCCGGAAAAGCCAUACAACACCACAAUUCUUGUGAACAACUACUUCGGCAGGCAAUUCAACUCACUUAACGACGUUUCCGUCAACCCAAUAAACGGACACAUCUACUUCACUGAUACGAUGUAUGGCUAUUGGCAGCAUUUUCGUCCCGAGCCAGGGUUGAGAAACCAAGUUUAUCGGCUUGAUCCAGACACAGGAGCUUUGGCCGUUGUUGCCGAUGGCUUCGCUGCCCCGAAUGGUAUAACAUUUUCUCCUGAUGGGAGGUACGCAUAUAUCACGGAUACUGGACUGAGUAAUGGUCUUUUUGGGGUGAAUCCUACCAAUCCGGCGUCUAUAUAUCGCUUCGAUAUCCAGAAAGACGGAUCAUGGGAUAAUCGGAAGACCUUUGCAUACGUAGGAUCGCGUUUACCCGAUGGUAUCCAUUGCGACUCAAAGGGCAAUGUAUAUGCAGGAUGUGGUGAUGGCGUCCAUGUCUGGAAUCCUUCUGGCAAACUCAUCGGGAAAAUAUACACCGGCAUGAAUGCAGCCAACUUUCAACUGGUAGGAAAUGGUCGGAUGAUCAUAAUGGGAAGGACGAGGCUAUUCUAUGCUACAAUCGCUGCGUCUGAGGCACCGCUGAGUUGA
Fusarium graminearum PH-1 is the source of this 1236-nucleotide messenger RNA. RefSeq lists its product as uncharacterized. The record is from RefSeq and is a predicted model, not a curated record. The transcript has 9 exons. Bases 1 to 1236 code for a protein of 411 amino acids. NCBI's taxonomy places the organism in Eukaryota, Fungi, Ascomycota, Sordariomycetes, Hypocreales, Nectriaceae.